Messenger RNA from Rasamsonia emersonii CBS 393.64, 1230 nucleotides. RefSeq lists its product as uncharacterized. The coding region runs from base 1 to 1230 and encodes 409 amino acids. Lineage: Eukaryota; Fungi; Ascomycota; Eurotiomycetes; Eurotiales; Trichocomaceae. The record is from RefSeq and is a predicted model, not a curated record. The transcript has 5 exons.
AUGUGGCGUCGUCGUCCCUCUCAGAGCGAACCAGCAUUACCAGCGUCUAACCCAGCACACGCCUACCCAUUUUCCAAUCCAUCAGGCUCUGCUCCAAUGUCUCGUCGAGGCCCUAUCGAAGGCCCUUACGGACAUCGACUGACUCGGCGGGUCACCUGGCGCUCGUCCACCUACAAGCUCGUCGCGUACCUUUAUGUGCUCUUUGUCUUGUAUCUUGUUUACUUGAUACGCGAUCUUUUCUUCCUGCCAUUCUCCUCAUCGUUCACGUCCUCAGGCGGGGCGAAUGUCCCCUCUGACCAUGACUACCUGGCUCACUUCAGAGGCCGUCAAGAAUGUGGCAUCUCUUCCCUCUCUCUUUACAAUCCUCCCUCCGCGAAUGACCAUGAGCAGGAGCUGAGGGGCGCUUAUUGUCAGAACCGAACCUCUUUGCUCGAUGCGCUGAACAAUGGAGGACGACAGGGAUUCGAUGCUCCCUAUACGCCUCAAGGUUGUCAUUAUCGGUGGUACACCACUGAGGAAAUAUGCAAUAUUCUGGAUCGCUUUGACAAGGUUAUCUUCCUUGGCGACGCCAACCUUGCUGACAUUUACGCCGCAUUCAACAUUCUCCUCCGGCAAGAUCUGGUGCACGGUUCGUUGAGACAGUGGGAGAUGAGCAAGGAGCGACUCGAAGCAUGUAAAUGCGACUAUCAGUUCAGUCGCGACCAAUGUUCGCUGUAUCGCCUGCGCUCCAGCGACGAAGUCUAUUCGAACGCGAAUCAGAAUCCUUACUCAUGUCCUUCUGGAGUAUCCCACAAAUUCUUAUCGAUAAGCGGCUCUCCCGCCCCAUCUGGCGUCCGGGAGGUUUUCAAUUGGUUGCUUGUCAAGUCAGCAAACGGCAAGAAGCCUAUUCCCGUGAUCCAUGGUUUGACGCAGCAAAAUGCGAUUUCCAGUCUGGACGAGUGGCUGCGACUGGCCAGGUCCAGCGGACGUCGUGUCCCAUUCCUUUGGGUCGGGCCUCCUGCAGCUGGCAAUUUGAAGGACUCAGAGUAUCUGGCGACUAAAGGCGGCGGUGCCGUCUCGCGUUAUACGCUUGACACGAUCGAGGCCGUUCGACAGAGGGGCGUAGACGCUCUGGGAAUGUACAAUGCGACAGUACAGGCGGCCAGUUUGGAUGGUUCUCACUACGGCGAGAAGACUUCACUGGUGCAGGCUAUGAUGGUUAUUAAUUGGUUGGCCCAUCUCGACGUCUGA